Molecule: messenger RNA, 843 nt
Organism: Monoraphidium neglectum
Lineage: Eukaryota; Viridiplantae; Chlorophyta; Chlorophyceae; Sphaeropleales; Selenastraceae
Exons: 1
Coding region: 1-843 (280 amino acids)
Biological process (GO): ceramide biosynthetic process
Molecular function (GO): sphingolipid delta-4 desaturase activity
Source: RefSeq, a predicted model, not a curated record
AUGGCCCUCUACGCGUUCGGCGUGGUGGCGGCCAUGCUGUCGCUGGCGUGGCUCUGCCGCGACUCCUACCUGCUGGCCGUGCUCUUCGGCUUUGGCCCGGGCCCCUACCUGGACGCGGGCGUGCUGGUGCUCAUCCACGAGGCGACCCACUUCCUGGUGUUCAAGCGCCCCGCCGCCAACCGGCUGCUGUCCAUCUUUACCAACAUGGUCAUGAUCGCGCCCCUCUCAGAGGUCUUCAAGCAGCACCACGGCGCGCACCACAUCGGGCUAGGGGACACCACCAAGGACGUGGACGUGCCCUUUGAGUUUGAGAUCAGGCUCAUCGGCAACAGCGCCGCCGGCAAGGCCCUUUGGCUGACCUUCAACAUGGUCAUCCUGCCCGUGCGCUCGCUCAUGAAGCUGCCGGUCCGCACCGACAAGUACCUGAUCCUCAACUGGGUCGUCUGCCUGGGCUUUGGCGCCCUGGUGGCCUACCUGUCGCGCCCCUCCCUGGUGUUCCUGCUGCUCUCGCUGCUCAACUCGCAGGGCCUGCACCCGGCCAACGCCCGCCAGGUGCAGCGCCACGUGUUCAACGGCGACGAGGGCAUGCGGUCGCGCGUGCACGGCCACCCCCGCACCUACUCCUACUACGGCCCCGCCAACCUCUGGAGCCUCAACGUGGGCUACCACCUGGAGCACCACGACUUUGCCCGCAUCCCGGGGACGCGCCUGCCCCAGCUGCGCCGCAUCGCGGGGGAGAAGUGGUACCCCUCCCCCGCGGCUCACCCCGGGCGGGGGCUGUCGGAGCUCAUCAACUUUGUCAUGAACCCCAACAUUACUCUCGCGGACUUCGCCAGGCACUGA